UAUCCGAGAUGUAGGCACAGGACCCUGAUUAUACACGCUUUCGUAGCUUGUUUUCGUGUUCUACAAGACUCCACACAAACAUGGGCUCGAUAGAUAUCGCAAGUGGAAUGAAGACGACUUGGAGUCGCUUGGUGCGCUUUGUGGCAGCCGAGGACGGUGUUGAGCAUAUCGGCGAGCCGCUCGACACAGGACUGGAUGUCGGCGCAGCCCUCGCAGCCGGAUCAGAAGUCGGAGUACGUGUUUUCACCGGUUCAUCGGUACUCUCCGUAGAUGCGCAGCCAACAUCAGCGAUCGCGACAGUAUCACGACUGCUGCCACCACUGUCAAGAACCGAAGUCGGUACUAUUCGCUGUAUAGGCCUCAACUAUCGCAAACAUGCCAAAGAGAUGAAUCUGGAUCUCCCAAACCACCCAACCCUUUUCUUCAAGCCGGCAACCUGUCUGGGUGCACCUAAUGCGCCAUUGGUCAUCCCGCGUCAAGCGACCGAUGGGCAGGCAGACUACGAAGCCGAACUCGCCGUAAUCAUUGGAAGAUCGGCAAGGAAUGUGAGCACAGAAGAUGCUAUGGACUACGUGCUGGGUUACACAUGUUCGAAUGACGUGACAGCGCGAGUCCACCAAUUCAACGGUGCGCAAUGGAGUUUUGGAAAAGGUUUCGAUGGCUUCGCACCGCUCGGGCCCUGUCUCGUAUCCGCAUCUUCAAUAUCGAAUCCGGGCGACAUCGAGCUCAAGACUGUACUGAAUGGCGAGACGAUGCAAUACUCGUUGGGGAAUGAUAUGAUCUUCAGCAUACGUGAGAUCGUUGCGUACCUAAGUCAAGGGACAACAUUGGAGCCAGGUACCGUGAUCAUGACGGGCACACCGCAUGGUAUUGGCGUCAGCAAAGUACCAAAGGUAUGGCUCAAACAGGGCGAUGAUCUGAGAAUCGUGAUGAGUCAUGGUAUGGGAAGCCUGGUGACGCCAGUCGUGUAUGAGAAAGCCUAAAAAAGGUGCUGACAGCGAAUAAACAUAAUUCCGCGAUGAUAUUCAAGCGAGAUCGAGUUAUGGUGAAGAUUUGAUGAUGG
Messenger RNA from Alternaria alternata, 1063 nucleotides. RefSeq names its product fumarylacetoacetate hydrolase. Gene Ontology annotation, molecular function: acetylpyruvate hydrolase activity. The transcript has 3 exons. The record is from RefSeq and is a predicted model, not a curated record. The coding region runs from base 81 to 983 and encodes 300 amino acids. NCBI's taxonomy places the organism in Eukaryota, Fungi, Ascomycota, Dothideomycetes, Pleosporales, Pleosporaceae.